This is a messenger RNA of Cladophialophora psammophila CBS 110553, 1500 nucleotides long. RefSeq lists its product as uncharacterized. The transcript has 9 exons. Gene Ontology annotation, cellular component: membrane. The record is from RefSeq and is a predicted model, not a curated record. Gene Ontology annotation, molecular function: carbohydrate:proton symporter activity. NCBI's taxonomy places the organism in Eukaryota, Fungi, Ascomycota, Eurotiomycetes, Chaetothyriales, Herpotrichiellaceae. Bases 1 to 1500 code for a protein of 499 amino acids. Gene Ontology annotation, biological process: carbohydrate transport; transmembrane transport.
AUGGCUCUAUCUGCCUCAACACUUCGUCUGCUCAUCGUCAUCUUCGUCGCGCUUGGAAGCACAACCUAUGGCUAUUGCGCCUCCAUCAUCAGCACGACCCUGGCGCAGCCCUCCUUCAUCGCCUACUUUGCACUUGAUACCCGGUCCAAUGCCACAGAUCUUACCGGUUCAAUCUUUGGCCUUUUCCAAACCGGUGGUUUCUUCGGUACAUUGUCAUGUCUGAAGUCUGCCGACUGGUUGGGUCGACGCAAAGCACUCUUCUACGCGAGUCUGGUAACCACCGUGGGUGGAGCCCUCCAAGCCGGCAGUGUGAAUAUUGGAAUGUAUAUCUUUUCACGAUUUCUCACUGGCAUUGGCAUCGGCGCUCUCGUUACACUUGUGCCGCUUUAUCAGAGCGAAAUUGCUCCACCCAAGAUUCGAGGCUUCCUUGUUGCCAUGCACGGCGUGAUGCUGUGUGUUGGUUACUCAGCCGCCAGCUGGGUCGGCUUAGGAUUUUACUUCGUUAAUGCUGGCGGAGCACAGUGGAGACUCCCUCUUGCUAUCCAGGCGAUUUGGCCUGCUGCGCUUGCUGCCGGGGUCUUGUUCCUGCCUGAAACCCCCAGAUGGCUGCUUGAUCACGAUCGGUUUGAGGAGGCUUUCGAGUCCUUCAAACGUGUCCGUGCAGAGACAUCUGAUGCCUUCUUGAGCGACGAAGCAGCCCUUAGAGCCGAUUUUGCCGUCCUGCGUGAGCAAAUCAUCUUCGAAAAACAACAGCAAUUGUCCUUCUGGGAUCUUUUCCGCCUUCCUCAUUAUCGAAAGAGGCUUAUCGUCGGUUUUAUUACCAUGGUCGCCCCUCAAGUCACGGGCACUCAGAUCAUUUACAACUACGGUUCGCAAUUAUACAAAAGUCUAGGAUUCAACACCCUUGAACAGCUUCUUCUGAGUUGUGGCUGGAUCACUUUCUCGCCCUUUGGCAAUUGGUUUAAUGGCCUGGUUGUGGACAAAGUGGGCCGAGUGAGGAUGCUGGUGAUCGGAAUCAGUGGCUGCAUCCUGUGUCUCGUAGGCGAGGUCAUCACGCUCGCUCAGCUCGAGAAGGGACAAAAUCGGGCAGCCACGAAUGCGGCUGUUUUCUUCCUUUUCUUGUUCGUGGGCUUCUAUGCAAGCUUCAUUGAUGCCACCACAUAUAUCUACGCUUCUGAAAUUUGGCCAACUCCGGUCAGGGCGAAAGGCCUGGCAUUGUCCAUCUCGGGCUUGUUUCUCUCAUCGCUGGCAAUUCUUCAAGGAGCUCCAGCCGGCUUCGCCAACAUUGGAUGGCGAUACUACUUGGUCUUCAUCUCAGUCACCUCUGUGAUGGUUGUUUUCAUGUACUUCUACUUCCCAGAGACCAAAAAAUUGAGCUUGGAGGAGAUUGGAGAAAUAUUUGGUGAUGAAGUUGCACAUGUCGACGCGAGUACAGCAACGGCCAUGGGUGAGAAAGGAGUCACCGAGCUACACAUCGAAACCACAGAUGCAAAACAGUAG